Molecule: messenger RNA, 1209 nt
Organism: Cynara cardunculus var. scolymus (artichoke)
Lineage: Eukaryota; Viridiplantae; Streptophyta; Magnoliopsida; Asterales; Asteraceae
Product: bark storage protein A-like
Exons: 5
Coding region: 43-1089 (348 amino acids)
Biological process (GO): nucleoside metabolic process
Molecular function (GO): catalytic activity
Source: RefSeq, a predicted model, not a curated record
CAAAGUCCCAAUCCCCCUUCUUAUCUUUCUUUCUCCAAAAACAUGAAACUUUUAGUCUUUGUUAUAUCGAUUUCGAUCAUCGUUUUGUUUCUUGGAGAUGCAAACGGUGAAGUGUUCGGUAAUACCAGAAAACUGAUCGAAAAAGCCAACAGCAACGGACCUUAUCUCGGCGUAGUUAUUCCUAACCUUUUCGAAAUGAACCCUCUUCUCAAUUAUCCCGAAUACAAGGCUACCAACCUCGUCAUUGAUAUCGGAGGAAGGAGAUUCCGAUUUGGAUCAAUUGGCGAGAAACAAGUCAUUUUGGUUAUGACUGGUUUAGGCAUGCUUAAUGCAGGAGUUACAACACAACUUUUGCUAAGUUUGUUUGACAUAGAAGGAGUUGUACAUUAUGGAAUUGCUGGGAAUGCAAACCCUUCACUCAAUAUUGGAGACGUUGCCAUUCCUCAAUAUUGGUCUCAUUCUGCUCUUUGGAGUUGGCAGAGAUAUGGAAAUGGUCCAGAAAACGAGUUACCUCUUGAAGCCUUUGGAGACUAUACAAGAGAUCUCGGCUACCUGAAAAUUGCAAAUUAUUCCACCGAUCUUGGAACGGAUAAUUUCUUGAACAACAUUUGGUACCAACCGGAGGAAAUUUUUCCGGUUGACGGAACACCGGAAGAAAGACAACAUGCCUUUUGGGUUCCCGUUGACCCCACUUAUUUUGAACUAGCCAAAAAUCUUGAGGCGUUGACGCUAGAAGGGUGCCUAGAUGCGGAUACAUGCUUAUCCACGCCACCGAAGGUCACCACCGUGGAGCAUGGAACAAGUGCCAGUAUUUACCUGGACAACGCCGCUUACCGGAGCUUUAUUUACGACAAAUUCAACAUCAGUCCGGUGGAGAUGGAAAGCGCCGCCGUGGCUCUCAUCUCUUAUCAGCAACGAGUGCCUUUUAUCGUAUUUAGGGCACUUUCUGAUCUUGCCGGCGGCGGUGAACACUCUAAUGAGGCCGAUACGUUCACCCCCCUGGCGGCUAACAAUUCCGUCAAAGUGGCGGUGGAGUUUAUCAAGUUGAUCCCAAUUCAAAAUAAGAUUUCCUCCGUUGUUGGUAUUUAGAAAUCUUGAAUUUAUAUCAUGGAAGUGUAAUAAGUUGUAGCAUUUAAACACGCUGUCGGUUUGUGUUCCUCAUGAUUUGAAUAAAAGUGGAGGCUUUCUCAGUUGUUUGAGUGAAUAAAA